Messenger RNA from Galeopterus variegatus (Sunda flying lemur), 1241 nucleotides. Its product is annotated as septin-7-like. The record is from RefSeq and is a predicted model, not a curated record. Gene Ontology annotation, molecular function: GTP binding; molecular adaptor activity; GTPase activity. NCBI's taxonomy places the organism in Eukaryota, Metazoa, Chordata, Mammalia, Dermoptera, Cynocephalidae. Gene Ontology annotation, biological process: cilium assembly; cytoskeleton-dependent cytokinesis. Gene Ontology annotation, cellular component: septin ring; microtubule cytoskeleton; septin complex.
UGAAGGCUAUGUGGGAUUUGCCUGUCUCCCAAAUCAAGUAUACAGAAAAUCGGUGAAGAGAGGGUUUGAAUUCACACUUAUGGUAGUAGGUGAGUCUGGACUGGGAAAGUCAACAUUAAUCAACUCAUUAUUCCUCACAGAUUUGUAUUCUCCAGAGUAUCCAGGUCCUUCCCAUAGAAUAAAAAAGAUACAGGUGGAACAAUCCAAAGUUUUAAUCAAAGAAGGUGGUGUUCAGUUGCUGCUCACAAUAGUUGACACCCCAGGAUUUGGAGAUGCAGUGGAUAAUAGUAAUUGCUGGCAGCCUGUUAUUGACUACAUUGAUAGUAAAUUUGAGAACUACCUAAAUGCGGAAUCAAGAGUGAACAGACGUCAGAUGCCUGAUAGCAGGGUGCAGUGUUGUUUAUACUUCAUUGCUCCUUCGGGACAUGGACUUAAACCAUUGGAUAUUGAGUUCAUGAAGCGUUUGCAUGAAAAAGUGAAUAUCAUCCCACUUAUUGCCAAAGCAGGCAUGCUCACACCGGAGGAAUGCCAACAGUUUAAAAAACAGAUAAUGAAAGAAAUCCAAGAACAUAAAAUUAAAAUACAUGAAUUUCCAGAAACAGAUGAUUAAGAAGAAAAUAAGCUUGUUAAAAAGAUAAAGGACCGUUUACCUCUUGCUGUGGUAGGUAGUAAUACUAUCAUUGAAGUUAAUGGCAAACGGGUCAGAGGAAGGCAGUAUCCUUGGGGUGUUGCUGAAGUUGAAAAUGGUGAGCAUUGUGAUUUUACAAUUCUAAGAAAUAUGUUGAUAAGGACACACAUGCAGGACUUGAAAGAUGUUACCAAUAAUGUGCACUAUGAGAACUAUAGAAGCAGAAAACUGGCAGCUGUGACUUACAAUGGAGUUGAUAACAACAAGAAUAAAGGGCAGCUUACUAAGAGCCCUCUGGCACAGAUGGAGGAAGAAAGGAAGGAGCAUGUAGCUAAGAUGAAGAAGAUGGAGAUGGAGAUGGAGCAGGUGUUUGAGAUGAAGGUCAAAGAAAAAGUUCAAAAACUGAAGGACUCUGAAGCAGAGCUCCAGCAGCGCCAUGAGCAAAUGAAAAAGAAUUUGGAAGCACAGCACAAGGAAUUAGAGGAAAAACGUCGUCAGUUCGAGGAUGAGAAAGCAAACUGGGAAGCUCAGCAACGUAUUUUAGAACAACAAAACUCUUCGAGAACCUUGGAAAAGAACAAGAAGAAAGGGAAGAUCUUUUAAACUAUCUAUU